UCGAUCCUCUUGUACCAGCCCUCUUUGGAGUAACGACGCUGACAAUAUCGUUGAACGAACCUUGGCCGAACCUCUCUCACUCGAAAACCCGAACACACUAACCUCGUCACGAUGCUCGCUCAACGUGUUGGCGUCAACGCCCUCCGCUCAGGCGCGGCCAAGCCUUUCUUCGCUCAGAACAUCUCCAAGAGUGCUCUGGCUGCUGGAAUCUCUACCUCUUCUCCCACUCGCGCUACUGGUUCCGUCAAGGUCUCCCAAGAGGACGGCCACCAGAUCCUCGUUAACCAGCGCCUCAACCGACCCGUCUCUCCCCAUCUGGCCAUCUACAAGCUCGAGCAGACAUGGUUCGGUAGCUCCGCCUGGAACCGUAUCACCGGCUGUACACUCUCCGCCACCCUCUACGGCUUCUCCAUCGCCUACCUCGCCGCUCCCGUCGUCGGUCUCCACCUCGAGAGCUUGAGCAUCGCUAGCUUCGUCGCCGGUCUUCCUCUCGCUGUCAAGGGUGGUCUCAAGUUCACUCUCGGUUUCCCAUUCGUCUACCACGCCAUCAGCGGUGUCAAGCACCUUCUCUACGACGCCGGCAAGGGUUUCGCCAAGUCAACCAUUAUCCAGGCUGACAAGUACGUCUGGGCUGCCAGCGUUCUUGGCGCUAUUGGUCUGGUUGCUUUCCUGUAAGAUACCAAAUAUCGAAAAAUAGAAGAGCGGAAUAGAAGGAAAACGAGCGACAUGCGCAGUGGAUGAUACAAGUUGCAAGGGAUAUAGGGAAAGGAGUCUGGACGAGACGAAACUCGUGUACGAGUAUUUAGCCGAGAGGCAUCUGACUUUGAGCAAACAAUUUUAUUAUCUGUACACAAGCGCCUUGAAAUGUUGGGCUUAUUUCUAACCAAUGUCGUGAGGUAUUUCGCGACCCAAACGCCGUUCGCCUGCCAUGAUGAAUUUUAAUUCCUACUCCAAAUUUCGAGCAUCCAGGAUUGUACGUAUCAGCCGCCGAUUACCGGAGGCGACAAUCUUUCCUCCAAUAAUGGGCCCAAUGAAGUCCUUUAGCUCAGACGCCUCGCCUUCCACGCUGGUUGAACCGUUAAUGCCGUUGGUGUCUGAGCUGAUGUGAUCCGCCAGCGAGGCGACAGCCUGUACGAUGCCUUGAACUAGCAUCUCGUAAUCCAUCGAACCCUCCAUCUUUUCCCUGAGAGGUUGAAGGAUGCCUGAAUCGAAGGUCUUGAGGUUGCGCAGAACCAGAACGCGAAUAGCUUCUGGGCCACCCGCUUCCAGUAGACCAUGAAUUGCACCGUAGAGGACUGCUGGGGGCUUAGUAGGGUCGAGGAAGUAUUUGAGACAUGUUCGCGUAAGUUUGGGUCGGAGAAGUGUGUUUGAAGCCGAGUAUUUGCGAGCAAUUUGUCCAACCAGAGAAGCUGCCAGCUGUCGGAGCUCGUAUUGCUCCUUUAAAGCGUCGGUACCAUCCUCAGUGCCCAGUUUUCUAGCCAUAAGACAAGUAAGGGCGGGUGCCGAAAGUGGACUGGCGUAGGGGUCAAGGAAAAGACUCUUGUUCUCGAUCAGAGCAUUUGUCAAUUCCAUCAUUUGCUUGAGAGUAAAGGUGUCGUCGAGAUGGUGUGUCACGCGAUCCAUGAUGAAUGUGAUGAAGUACGGGAUGAGCUGGUGAAGACCGGGAUCGUCUCUCACGGAACCCAGAGCAGCCUGUCGAAGGCGCACCACCUCUUCGUCGGGAUUGUCGUCGAGAACAGCGGCUUGGAUUUUGUCAAAGUAGAGUAUGAGCUCCUUGCUCACAAUGUGCUU
Molecule: messenger RNA, 1791 nt
Organism: Fusarium graminearum PH-1
Lineage: Eukaryota; Fungi; Ascomycota; Sordariomycetes; Hypocreales; Nectriaceae
Exons: 3
Coding region: 112-675 (187 amino acids)
Biological process (GO): tricarboxylic acid cycle; mitochondrial electron transport, succinate to ubiquinone
Cellular component (GO): membrane
Molecular function (GO): succinate dehydrogenase activity; electron transfer activity
Source: RefSeq, a predicted model, not a curated record